AUGUCUUCUCAAGCCGCUCUCCUUAUUGGAGAAAUUACUCACGCGCGCAAGGAGUGGGAGAGCCUCUCCUCGCUCUUGACCCUCAAGGAAUUCCCCACCGGAACUCGCGAGGAAUUCAUCCAGAACUGCAAGGCCGGCCAGUACGACGACGUAGUUGCUAUCUACCGCUCUAAUACCUCCAAUAAAUACACCGGACCUUUUGAUGCCGAGCUGCUGGCAGUCCUGCCCCAGUCUCUCCGGUAUAUCUGCCACAACGGAGCUGGAUAUGAUAAUAUUGAUGUCUCCGCUUGCACACAAAAGAACAUUUCCGUUUCUAGCACCCCCGUUGCGGUGAACAAUGCCACCGCUGAUGUUGGCAUUUUCUUGAUGAUUGGUGCUCUCCGCCAGGCCUAUGUCCCCCAGGCUGCUCUUCGGGCAGGCCAAUGGCACGGAAAGACCACCCUUGGCCGUGACCCUCAGAACAAGGUCCUAGGUAUCCUUGGUAUGGGCGGUAUUGGACGAGAAAUGGCGACUCGCGCGAAGGCUUUCGGCAUGAAGAUCCAAUACCACAACCGCUCACGCCUGUCCCCAGAAUUGGAGAACGGCGCAACCUACGUCUCGUUUGAUGAGUUGCUGGCCAACUCGGACGUCUUUAGCUUGAAUCUCGCUCUGAAUGCGUCAACCCGGCAUAUCAUCGGUGCACCCGAGUUCAGCAAGAUGAAGGAUGGUGUUGUGAUCGUAAACACGGCGCGUGGAGCUCUGAUUGAUGAGAAGGCGCUGGUCGCAGCAAUUGACUCCGGCAAGGUCGGCUCCGCUGGUCUGGAUGUAUAUGAGAAGGAGCCACAAAUUGAGCCGGGUCUGGUGAACAACCCCCGGAUCAUGCUGCUGCCACACAUCGGCACGAUGACUUACGAGACGCAGAAGGAGAUGGAAAUUUUGGUGUUGGACAAUCUGAGAUUGGCUGUGGAGAAGGGGGAGCUGAUCACUCAGGUUCCGGAGCAGAAGCGAUGA
Penicillium manginii is the source of this 990-nucleotide messenger RNA. Its product is annotated as D-mandelate dehydrogenase-like dehydrogenase. The record is from RefSeq and is a predicted model, not a curated record. Gene Ontology annotation, molecular function: hydroxypyruvate reductase [NAD(P)H] activity; NAD binding; glyoxylate reductase (NADPH) activity. The transcript is spliced from 6 exons. Gene Ontology annotation, cellular component: cytosol. The coding region runs from base 1 to 990 and encodes 329 amino acids. NCBI's taxonomy places the organism in Eukaryota, Fungi, Ascomycota, Eurotiomycetes, Eurotiales, Aspergillaceae.